GAUGAACUGAAGUCUUCAAGUGGCUGUCCUACACCAUGCAGAGCAGCUUCCCCUCAAGCCCAAACCAGAUGCACCAGAGAGCCGGAGCUCAGCCGCAAACCGUCAGCCCGAGUGGUGCAGCCCGAACCCGGCCGUGUCUUCUCGGGCCCCCCAAGACUUCUGCAGGACUGCCUCCACAAGAGUCUGAACCACCUACCCACCACCCAGUACCCCGUCCCAUCUUCUGCCCACCAGACCUGCUCUGGCACCAGACACCACUCCUCCUUCACGCUCCAUCACGCCUGCCAGAGCUCCCCCCAGCUCUCUGACUCUGAACAACACAGCCAUUCCAAACACACUCGCCACCACGCUGCUUACUUCAACCCGUCCACUUUAGGACGCCACACCUGCUCAGACUUCCAGCACCAACGAGAUGCCGCCAUCUCUACAAAACCCACAGCGUCUGUCAAGUUCUCCUCUAGAUCCAGCUCCUACGAAAAGUCCUGUAUGUCAAAGUCUGCUCCUUCCUCUAAAGCAGCAUCUCCAGUACCAUACCUCCAUCCAUCACCCCAUCCCUCUCCAUGUCCCUCCCCCGGCCCAUCUGUCACCCCCGCUGCACCUUCACGCAGCCCUGAGCCGCCCUGCUCUCCUGCCCUCAACCACAAGGUCACAGUGACAGGCAUGAGCCGGCUGUGUGCAGACUCCAGACCCCAGCAGAGAGAAGCCACCUUGUCUCAGCUGUCAGACAGCGGGCAGACUCUGAGUGAGGACAGUGGGGUGGAUAUAGCAGAGGCAGGAGCUCUUAGUAAGGACGGGAGCCCUCGACCCAGCAAGAACCUGCAGGGCCUGCUGGAACAGUCAGGGAUCUGCGCACCUUUAUCAGGGGCCACAAGACAAACAGCCUCACCUGUUCUGGGAGCCACCGCUGUCCUGGUGCGGGUACUGAAAAACGCUGACACCCUGGGCAUCGCCAUAGAGGGAGGAGCUAACACACGUCAGCCUUUGCCACGCAUAGUCACCCUUCAGAAAGGAGGCUCUGCUUAUAACUGUGGGCAGCUGAAAGUGGGUCACAUCAUCCUGGAGGUCAACGGUGUUUCCAUGAGGGGUCGAGAGCACAAAGAAGCCGCCCGGAUCAUUGCAGAAGCCUUUAAGACCAAAGACAAGGACCACAUUGACUUCCUGGUGGUUGAUUCAGGGACUGGUUAGAGUGGAUGUCACAGCUGUGAGGAGUCUGUCCAACACCACCACUGUCUGUGGUCAAGUCAGGGUGAUCACCAUCCAAAGAUCUACUGGAGGUGUGCUCCCCAGACUCUGCAGAGAUUUGCACAAUGGAAAACUAAAAAAGGCUAUUCCAGAAAUAAUUCCUAAGACAUCCUCAAUAUCUGCAUCAACUGCUGUUUGCAUUUCUUAGUUUUUCCUUUUUAACUGGUUUUCAAGCUUUAGAGGUUGAAGAACCAGAAGGUCAGUUAGUGAAGUACGGGUGUGUUCACUAAGCAGAUGAUAUUUAAAAUGAGAUGAAUAUAAAUAAACGCAGAUGUCUUGAUCUUGUA
Molecule: messenger RNA, 1529 nt
Organism: Oryzias melastigma (Indian medaka)
Lineage: Eukaryota; Metazoa; Chordata; Actinopteri; Beloniformes; Adrianichthyidae
Product: whirlin-like
Biological process (GO): auditory receptor cell stereocilium organization; sensory perception of sound
Cellular component (GO): stereocilia ankle link complex; stereocilium tip; plasma membrane
Molecular function (GO): protein binding
Source: RefSeq, a predicted model, not a curated record